Cuscuta campestris is the source of this 1205-nucleotide messenger RNA. NCBI's taxonomy places the organism in Eukaryota, Viridiplantae, Streptophyta, Magnoliopsida, Solanales, Convolvulaceae. The record is from the annotation of a GenBank genome assembly.
CUAGUACGGGCCCGUCGACCGGGGGUUACCAGUGGCAAACAAUCCGUCGAAGUAGUUGCAGACGGCCAAAGAGGCAUAAGGAGAGAGGGAAGCUCUCUUUGACUACAUGUUCGAUGUCCGGCCCGGGUCCAAGGAAACCCUUGGAUUCGUGGUGGUGUCUUCCCACCAAGGCCGGGCAUUCCUUUGUGGCCUUCCACCCUUUAACAAGAAGUGGAAGGACAAAUAUGUCUGUGUUAAAUUCCCCCCGACUGCCUUUCCUUUUGCCCAAAACGUCUGGGGAAAAAGGAUGAAGCGCCAGGUCAAACCAGCGGAGGCCGACGACCUGGUUGCUUGGGAAGCCACUCUCCGGGCCGGGGACGCCUCCACCCGCGGUCUGUACCACGUUGGGAAGUGGAGCGUCUACCCCGGCCGGGAGACUGAUCCCGAACCGGAGAUUGUUCUGCCCGGGGCGAUCCCCGAAGCCAUCCCCAUCCGCCUGGCGAGGGGAUCCAAAGCCCCGGCCACUACAAAUGCCGGUCCUUCACGCCCGGCGAAGAAGAAGAAGGAGAAAGGUCAAUCAACCGCCCUUCUCAUUUUUCAUUUGAAUCAAUUUGUUCUCAACUUCAUUCUUCUAACCGGUUCCAUUUUUGUUUCAGUGGUGAAGUUCCAAUCCAAGUUCGCCGUCCCAGAGAUACUGCUUGAGGAGCCCAUCACUGCUCAGCCCAUCAACCCUCCAUCCAGCCAGCCCUUCUCCCUGGAAGAGCAACCAACCCAAUCCCAUCAGGGGACCAACCAGCCCAUUCACUCAGGGGAUCUCUACAUCAAUGUAGAUACCUUCGAGUUCGACACCCUGAUGGGGGAGGCCGGGCACACAUCCCAAGCUGGGAGGGCAGGCCAGCCCAACGAGGAGGGCGAAGCCGAGGAAGAGGUAGCUGAGGAGUCUCUCCAACGGAAGAGGCGGAGGACCGAAGAGGUCAACCAGCCAGCUCACCAAAGCCCCAGUCCUCCGACGCCAGCAAGGGGCCCAUUGUGCCUCGUUCUGGGCUCCUGAUGUCCCGGUCGAACGAAGAGCUUUUCCAAGCUUUUCGGGCCGACCUGAAUGAGGUAAUUCCCCUUUCCUUUUCCUUAUUGUUUUUGUUUUUUACUUGUCUGAGAAACUCUCCAUGUCUUUAAAGCAGGUCGGCCGGAUCGGGGAGGAGUACUUUGCCCGGCUGGUGAAGUCGAUG